This is a messenger RNA of Alnus glutinosa, 1275 nucleotides long. Its product is annotated as transcription repressor MYB6-like. Lineage: Eukaryota; Viridiplantae; Streptophyta; Magnoliopsida; Fagales; Betulaceae. The record is from RefSeq and is a predicted model, not a curated record. The coding region runs from base 229 to 1131 and encodes 300 amino acids. The transcript has 3 exons.
AUAUCUCUACGCUCCCUGAAGAAUCAAAAUCAUCUCUCUCUCUCUCUCUCUCAAACUCUUGUUUUCCAUUCUUAUCCUCAUUAGUUUCAAAUAAUUGGUACAGACAAAGGCGGUAAGAACCUCGGAAAACAUCAAACAAAGCUUAUCCAUUCCAUUUACUACUCUACAAAAUUUUCUCCAUAUCUAUCCAGAAAAUCCACCGCUUUAUUCACACAAAACUUCGACGGCAUGGGACGCUCACCUUGCUGUGAAAAAGCGCACACCAACAAAGGCGCCUGGACCAAAGAGGAAGACCAGCGCCUCAUCGACUACAUCCGCGCCCACGGCGAAGGCUGCUGGCGCUCCCUCCCCAAAUCCGCCGGAUUGCUUAGAUGCGGCAAGAGUUGCAGACUGAGGUGGAUAAACUAUCUCCGCCCUGACCUCAAGCGUGGUAAUUUCACUGAAGAAGAAGAUGAACUCAUCAUCAAGCUUCAUAGUUUGCUCGGAAACAAAUGGUCUUUGAUUGCGGGAAGAUUACCGGGAAGAACUGACAACGAGAUCAAGAACUACUGGAACACGCACAUCAAGCGGAAGCUCAUCGGCCGUGGCGUCGACCCACAAACUCACCGCCCCCUCAAGGAGAUCGCCGCCAACGCCGUAGCUUCCCACUUGGAUUUCAGGAAUUCCUCUCCACCAUCUUUGCCGGUAGCCGGAAUCAGCCUCGUGAAUCAGAUAAACAACAACAACACCACCACCACCCACAACUGUGCCACGUUGAAGCCGAAGACCGAGUCGGUUGAAGAUGCGAACUGCACCAGCAGCGGCACGACAACCGAGGAAGAACCGCCACAACUGCCACAGCGACAAAAACAACAACGGCAAGAAGCGCGUGAUCAGAGCGUGCUCAAUUUGGAGCUUUCUGUAGGGCUUGGGCCGUUUCAGGCCGAGUCGUCUCGGCUGUCGCCUGGAAACACGGCCGAGUCGAAGCUCCAGCAAGUUCCUUUCCAGUUGUUUAAUGGGACAGUGCAAUCGGCCAUGGUGGCUCAGGCGGUGUGUUUGUGUUGCCAUUUAGGUUUCCAGAGCAAUGAGUUGUGUAGGAAUUGCCAGAACUCUAAUGGGUUCUUUAGAUAUUGCAGACCCUUGGAUUCGUAGAUUUUUUUAAUGGCUUUGAUUAAAUGCUUUCACCGGCCAAUGUAAUCAUAUAUCACCAUUUUUAGAUAUAUGUUAAUCAUAACAUGUAGAAGAACAUAUGUAUCAGUCUUUGCAAUUUGCAAAUGAUCAAUUACUUUUUGGAUU